GGGAGUAAAGCGUAUUUACACAGACGGUGAACCGCCUGGGGAAUCGUAGGGGAGAGGAAGUCGGCCGGCUCUCUGUCUGCCUGCUCCAACUUCCUGCAAAAAAAAAAAAAAAAAAGCCAGGAUCUUAUUUCAGUCCAGCAGAGCUGUGUAGCCUAGCUAGACGACAGUCAGCAUGGAAAAACAAGGGAUCAUACCAAUUUAAUCAUAAAAGUUUUGCAAGGAGGGGAAGGAAAGGCAAACAAGGUAUCGCAGGUAUGGACAGCGCCAUCACGUUGUGGCAGUUCCUGCUGCAACUUCUCCUGGACCAGAGCCACAAGCACCUGAUCUGCUGGACAUCCACUGACGGGGAGUUCAAACUGCUCAAGUCAGAGGAGGUGGCCAAGCUGUGGGGGCUCCGCAAGAACAAGACUAAUAUGAACUACGACAAGCUGAGCAGAGCACUGAGAUACUACUAUGACAAGAACAUCAUCAAGAAAGUGAUCGGCCAGAAGUUUGUCUACAAGUUUGUCUCGUUCCCGGAGAUCCUGAAGAUGGACCCUGCGGUGGUAGAGAUGGGCUUGACGUCCGGCAUGGUGACCCUCCAUGAGGAUGACGUCCAGGACAUAGACGUAGAGGAGGAAGAGGAGGAGGCACAGCAGCAGAGAAGAGCCGUGGGGGCAGCGUUGGGGGCGGCUGCUGCGGCUCAGCAGGCUGCGUGUCGUAACGACUACCUCCGCUCUGGUCUCUACUCCUCCUUCAGCGUCAGCUCCCUCCAUCAUCCUCCAGAGGAGCUGCUCAGAGCCUUGAGGGAGAGGCAGGAGAGACAGCAGGAUGAAGCCCGGUCCGGAGUCAUCCGCUUCGGGGCUGGUACCACAGAGAGAACUCCACCCUCACCCUCCCACAUCAAGCCUUCAUCACAAUCCUUCAGCAUCCACAGUCCAUCUAAACCCUCCCCCCUCCACCACCAUCACCACCGGCGCUCCCCGUCCUCCUCCCCACCCAGCCCUAACCCCCAGCCGGGACCAGGGCGAGGAGGCUGGAGCCCAGAGGCUGAAGAGGAGGAGGGGGAGGACUCUGACCAGGGGGCCCAGCCCUUGAAUCUCUCCUCUGGGCACAGAGAGAGAGAGAGGGCUCUGCAGCCUCCGGAGAAGAGGACCAGUGGUGGUAGUAGGGGUAGUGGUAGUAGUCAUGGAUACAGGGAACAUGGACUCCCACCCAAAACAAAGAAGCCCAAAGCCCUAGAGAUUCCUGCCCCCUCCCUGCUCCUGACAGGAAGUGACAUUGGCUCCAUAGCCCUUAACAGUCCCGCCCUGCCGUCCGGGUCCCUCACCCCGGCCUUCUUCACUGCACAGACUCCGUCUGGCCUGCUGCUGGCUCACAGCCCUCUGUUAUCAGGCAUCCACUUCUGGAGCAGUCUUAGUCCCAUAGCCCCUCUGAGCCCUGCACGGCUCCAAGGACACGGAUCUCUGUUCCAGUUUCCCAGUCUAAUGAAUGGACACCUCCCUGUCCCCUUGCCAAACCUGGAUGGGUCCCCCUCCCCCCUGCUCCUGUCCCCUGCCAAUCACAAGUCCUGAUUCAGACUCUCAAAACCCAAACCAGCCUGUUGGUUCUACUUUGACCAUCUUCAUCAAGCAUCUCUUCUCAUCGCCUAUAAAAUCCUCAUCCUCCUCUGUUUAUUUUACAGGCAAACUUGCUUUUGAUUUUUGGGGGUCUCAAAAACUCCACAUCACCCACAUCUAUAAGUAGUAGUAUUAUCAUCAUCUUCAUCAUUAGCCUUCAGUUUCUGCAAAAUUAUUUGACGGUGUAAAUACUCAUGAUUGACUCCACAUUUACAUGGCAUGUUGACCUCACUUUUUAUUGCACUUAAGUUGGUUACAAUUCCAGGUGCGUUGUUGAAAGCACUCGGUUAAAGCCAUACACCAUGAGGUCUGUGAGACCUCUGGCGUGUCAUAAUUAAGUGCAUUUCCACAGCAGGACCCUGUCCAAGUGGACAGUAGUUGGGGUUAGCCCGUCUCUAGGUCUGUUUGUUCCAUCUUGACAAAUGGUGUGACAAGGAAGAUGACGGCAAGACAGCACAAACAGGUCUAGGACCAGGCUAGUUAAGCAUAGCUUAGCGAUGUUUAACAACAUGUAAGACAGGAUCCACGUGUCAGCUACCAACUUCCCUCUCCAUGCACAGGGCUUGGUUGUUUUAAUCUUGUAAAAAAAUUGUUUCUUGUCGUCUUUUUUAAAGAUUUUCAUAACAGAAUGUGAAACAUUGUUUCCAUUGAAUUGAAUUGUAUUAUAUGCAGUGUGCUUUUCAAAUAGUACCGGCUGUGCCUUUUCAAAAUGUUCGAUUUUUCCUUCUUAAAAAAAAAAAAAAGAAAAAAAGUUAUAUAAAGAGGAGAUUCCAAAUCAAUUGCAAAAGAUUUGUAACACUUUGUAAUGUUUUUUUGUUAUGCAGUAUAUAUUCUGUAUCAUUUUAUAUUGGUGAAAAGUCUUGUUGUUUUGAAUAAACCUGAAGCAUUGAAUGCUGCAACUCU
Messenger RNA from Oncorhynchus mykiss (rainbow trout), 2501 nucleotides. Its product is annotated as ETS domain-containing protein Elk-3. The record is from RefSeq and is a predicted model, not a curated record. Gene Ontology annotation, biological process: regulation of transcription by RNA polymerase II; cell differentiation. Gene Ontology annotation, cellular component: nucleus. Lineage: Eukaryota; Metazoa; Chordata; Actinopteri; Salmoniformes; Salmonidae. Gene Ontology annotation, molecular function: sequence-specific DNA binding; DNA-binding transcription factor activity, RNA polymerase II-specific.